Cornus florida is the source of this 2435-nucleotide messenger RNA. RefSeq lists its product as uncharacterized. The transcript has 3 exons. Lineage: Eukaryota; Viridiplantae; Streptophyta; Magnoliopsida; Cornales; Cornaceae. The coding region runs from base 57 to 2189 and encodes 710 amino acids. The record is from RefSeq and is a predicted model, not a curated record.
CUGUACAUUACAAGAAGAAAGAAAUUAAAGUCACUAAGUGGGUGAGAUGAGACGCGAUGAGAGAGAGAACAACAACACUUACCAUACCCAGUUCAAAAAGAGAGACUAGAGAGAGAAAGUGUAGAGAUAUGAAAAGCUCAGAAAAAAGUGGGGGAGGGCCAGCAGAAAAGCAAGAAAAUUUGGGGGAAAAGUUGAAGCUUGGAGUGUUGGUGGGGAAAAGAGGGGGACAAACCACUCCAGUAGCGGCUGGUGGUGCGCAGGAUAGCAUCAUCAUUAAUACUAAUAAAGCACAUCCUCAGCCUCUGCCUCAGCUUCAGCCUCCUCACACAGUCUCUGCUAGAAAACUCGCUGCCACUCUUUGGGAGCUCGAUCAUUACCACCUUCCCCUCUCUAAAAUGCACCACGGUGUUAAUGGUCCCCCUCCUAGGCUGCGCCGCCUCCACCACCACCACCACCACCACCACCUUUACAAGGACCAGGGCCUCGACCUCCCCUCCACCGCCACCAUUUUACCCGAUCCUCCACCUAGCUCCCCUGACGUGCCGGGGAGUGCAAGCAGUUUGAGGAGGCAUGUUGCCGCUUCACUAAUGCAACAUCAUCGAUCAAUUGAAAGGAGCAAUCAUGCUAGACAACCUGUAUCUCCUGCAAGUUAUGGCAGUUCUAUGGAGCUGGCACCCUACAACCCUGCUGUCACUCCUACCAGUUCUUUAGACUUUAAGGGAAGGAUUGGUGAGACGGGUUAUAGCCUCAAAACAUCUACGGAACUGCUAAAAGUAUUAAAUCGAAUAUGGAGCCUGGAGGAACAGCAUACAUCGAAUAUGUCACUGGUGAAAGCAUUGAAAAGGGAGCUAGAUCAUGCCCGUGCACGGAUCAAAGAGUUGGUUCGAGAUCAGCAAGCUGAUAGGCAUGAGAGAGAUGAAUUAAUGAAGCAAAUUGCAGAAGAUAAAGUAGCUAGGAAGAGCAAGGAGCAUGAUCGGAUCAGUGCUGCCAUUCAGUCUGUGAGGGAUGAACUGGAAGACGAGAGGAAGUUGAGGAAACGCUCUGAGGGUCUGCACAGGAAGUUAGCUCGGGAGCUUUAUGAUGUUAAGACUUCUCUUGCUAAUGCUUUGAAAGAGCUGGAAAGGGAGAGAAAAUCACGGAAGCUAUUGGAAGACCUUUGUGAUGAGUUUGCUUGGGAAAUAAAAGAUUAUGAACAAGAGGUGCAUGCUUUGAAACAGAAAUCUGACAAAGAUUGGGCAGACAGGGCUGAUCGUGAUCGGUUGAUUCUCCAUAUAUCUGAAUCAUGGCUUGAUGAAAGAAUGCAGAUGAAACAAAAUGGUUUAGGUGAAAAAAAUUCAAUAAUAGACAAAUUGAGCUCUGAAAUAGAGACCUUUCUAAAAGCUAAACGAACUAGUAAUCCAACGAUUAAUGAUAAUUUGGUGACAAGGGGUCCCAACCUUCGCCGAAAUUCUAUGGAAUCCAUUCCUCUAAAUGUGGCUGUUAGUGCUCCUCAAGAUGUGGAUGACGAAGAAGAUUCUGCAGACAGUGAUUCACAUUGUUUUGAGCUAAACAAACCAAGUUCUGGUGACAUCAAAUCACAUGGAGAUGAAGCUGAGGAAAGUCAUAUAGAUGAAAUGGUGAAACCAAAUCAAACAAAGAAAAAGCUUGCAUCUCGUGAAACAAUAAAAGGUCGUAACAUUACCAACUUGCAGGUGAAGUUUGAAGAACAGAUGGCUAGGGCCACAUCACGUAACGAGAAUGUAUCUCAGGUUGUGGAUAAAGAACAGAGGAGAACUGGAGAACGGAACCCUGCUGAAACAAGCAUUUCUAGGAAGUCUGAAAUUUGUGAAGCUACAGAAGAGGGCGAUUAUGAAAGAAAGAAUAAAUCUGAGGGAACCCACAGAUUGGACUCACAGAAUGUUAUCGACAACUUAAUAAGAAGUCAGCUAUUGUUAUCGGAGUCUGCGAAUGUGCAUCAUGAAAAUGAAUACAGAGUAGCUUCUUGUGGCAACCCUGAGUGGAGGAGAACUGCCAGCCCAGUAAGACAAUGGACAGCUAGACUCCCAUCCCAGGAUCUUGACAUAUCUGAGUCAUCUUCAAAAUUGCCCGUGGACUUAAAAGAGAAUACUUUGAAGGCAAAGCUACUUGAAGCGAGGACAAGGGGUCAGCGCUCGCGCUCUCGUUUAAAAGCUUCAAGAGUUUCCUCCUAGAUUAUGUGAUUCAGUUAGCUUGAGAGUAAGUUUCUAUUAUUAGGCUCUCAUGGGAUAUAUUCGGGCUUGACUUCCCCACUGAGAAUUUGCGUUUUGUGAAUAUUGGCCAAGGUACAUUUUGAAUUCAACUCGUUGUAUUAAAAUUAUAGCCGUCUUCCUUUUACUGUAAUUUUUGGAAUUGAAUUCUGUACACCCAGUGUCGGUAUAAUAGCUAAAAGAUCAGAUGGGAGUCUGAGAAUUUCGAUA